UAAAGGAGUACUUAACAGCAGUGACUGAGGAAUACAGAACAACUCAAUCUAUCUUCUGACAGCAAACUCACACAGAUCUUUCCCCACUCAGAAGAAAAGAUGGAAUUUGAAUCUCAGUGCAGCCUGAUGACUAGCACCUCCAUGAGCGAGAGGUGGACAUCGAGGAUGCCUCAGGGGCUGGACUUGGAGAUCUCCCAGCAUCCUCUGACGAUGAAGAGCGUGGUGAAUCUCAUCAUCGCCAUGGAGAGGUUAAAGGACACCACCAAGUCAGAAUCGCCAAUGAGUUCCGAGUUCAGAGACGAGGAUCUGCUCAACAUCAUGCUGGAGAGCGCGGUGGAAGAGGAAUUUGUGUUUGAGGUGACUGCAGCACCGCCGGCAGAGAGACAUAGCAAAUUUAACAAGACGGGGGAACACGAGUACCGUAUCACUGAUACCCAGAAGAGGAACUGGGUGCUUGUUAAAGACGCCAUGGAGCUCCAUGCCCUGAUGCUGCAAGGAGGCAGCAGCCAUCGCCAAGUGAAUCUGAACAUGUGCACCUAUGUGAACACUGCGCCCAGUACUGAUGCGAGACCUGUGAUCUUGGGUAUCAGGGGUACAGACCUCUACCUGUCAUGCUCUGAGGAAAAUGGGAGGCCAACCCUGCAUCUGGAGGAGGUGCAGGGCAAGGAGUGGUUGAGGAGUAUCAGCAAGGGGACUGACAUGGUGCGAUUCCUCUUCUACAAACGGGACAGUGGGCUUGAUAUUAGCACCUUCAUGUCGGCCCACUUCCCUGGCUGGUACAUCAGCACGGCCCAGGAAGAUGAUAGGCCCGUAGACAUGUGCCAACAGACGGCCCGACGCUACAGAAACUUCACCAUCCAGCGCCAGAACUGA
This is a messenger RNA of Lampris incognitus (smalleye Pacific opah), 873 nucleotides long. RefSeq names its product interleukin-1 beta-like. Gene Ontology annotation, molecular function: cytokine activity. The record is from RefSeq and is a predicted model, not a curated record. Bases 100 to 873 code for a protein of 257 amino acids. Gene Ontology annotation, biological process: cellular response to lipopolysaccharide; neutrophil activation; macrophage chemotaxis. The transcript is spliced from 6 exons. Lineage: Eukaryota; Metazoa; Chordata; Actinopteri; Lampriformes; Lampridae.